CUCUCUCAAUUCUAGUUACAAGAGAACGGAUAUUUCCAUUUCUCAAACAACAACAUGGCGGCCACAGUGACAACCAAAACAUCACACACUGCCUUACCGAUUAAAAUAUCACAGCAACAACAACAACCUUCACCCACACUCUCCAAACGUGGACAUAUACGAUCGGCAUCACUGGAAAAUGCCAAUUCACUAGUGUCCAAAAACACAUUGGGUCUGCCACAGGUGCAGGCCAGCAACACAGGCACGCUAAAGUCACGUAACGAACAGAAACGUAUGCGCAACAAAUUUGGUAGUCAUAGUAAUUUGGAAGAUUUUGUACAGCAUGGUCGUAAUAAAUUCAAUAACAUUCGUCAAAUGUUUGAAUUGACAAAAUCCAGUACAAAAAAUAACACCACUAACAACAACAUAGACACAUCAAAUGAUUGUAGUAAUCAAAUGCAAUCAUUACCACCAAUGAUGACACAAUCAUUAACAUCGGCCACAAUGAAAUACGCAACACAACCGAUGCAACAGGCUCAAGGUCAAAAGAGAACCGCCUCAUAUAUACAACAAACGCAAGUGCAAAGAAAACCAUGUUCAACAACAAUAACAACAACAUCAUCGUCGUCGUCAAUACAGGCACCGGCAACACCAACUUCUAUAAGCGGAUGCGGAAGUGGUGGUAGUCGUAGUAGUAUAACGGAACUUAAUGAACGUUUAAAUAUAACGGAGUGUUUAGAAGCGAACAAUAAUAAUAAUAGUAAUACUAACAAUAAUAACCAUAAUAUUAAUAACAAUAGCAAUCAAAUGCGCUUGCAGCAGCAGCAACAACAACAACAGCAACGUUUACAAACACAUACAGCUUUAGUGCAUAAUACUAAUCAACAACAACAACAGCAUCAUCAUCAGCAGCAACAACAAAUACAUCAUCAUCAGCAGCAACACCAACAGCGUAGUGCAAGUGAUUUGUCUCAUAUUCAACCGAUUGAAGAAAAUCAUGAACAACAGACAUCAACAACAACAACAAAUACAAAUCUUUUACGCCCGAUUGCUUUUAAGCCGAUCCCUUUUGAACCGGACUAUACUCUGCCCCAACGUUAUUGUGAUGUCGUUACUUCUGCUCAGGCUCAUUCAGCUGCACACUCAGCAACAGCCUCACAUAAUGUGGGCGAUCGUUAUGGUUCGACACCUUCAUUGGCUGCAGCACCAGGUUCUAACAUGAGAUUUGGCAGCACGACCGAUUUGAGGCAUGGCGGUAGCGGAGGAGGUAUUGGUAUUAUUGGCGGCGGAUGCGGCAAUGGUGGAGUUGGUAUUGGAGUCGGUGGUAUGGCAGGUGUUGGUGGUGGCAGUGGUUGUAUUGGAGGUUUUGUUGGUGGUUAUUCAAGCAAUAAUUAUUGCAACAGCCUUAUGGCACGUCGACGUGGUUCCAGAUCGUUGAAGAUCAACGAUAGUAUGGAAUCAAUUCGACACACACCGGAUUCAGAUGUUAAUAGCCAAAGUGGUACUAUCAAAUCCAAUGGUAGCAAUUGCAGCAGCAACAUUAAUAAUAUGAUGAGUAACAGCAUUACAAUGGGCAGCUCAAGUAUGACGUCCAGUAAAUAUUGUUUAUCGAAUGAUCAAUGCGAUAUGACACCAUCACCCUCAGAUUCGGGCAUUUCAGAAUUGGAAGCUGCUCUCAAGGACAGGGACUCGGAAUUGUCUUAUUUAAGACAAACCAUGGAACACAAUGAGAAAGUAAUUUUCACAGUACAAAAGGACAAGGAAAACUAUUGGGAAAGCGAAACGAAACGUCUAAAAUUAUACUAUGAAGCCCAGCAACGUGAAUAUAUGUUAAAAAUCAAGAAAAUGGAGCAAAUGCUAGCGAUGCAACAAUUUCAAUUUAAACAGCACAAAUUGCGUUACAAUGAACAGACUCAAAAAUUACGCGAACAAUUAGCUGAAAUAAAAAAUGAAUAUGAAAUUUUAAAGACCAACAACAUCAGUAUAAAGAAUUCCGAGAGGAAUCUAAAAGAUCGUUCUGCCUAUAUAGAAGAACAAUUAGAAGAAAGUCAAAAUACCAUUUGCAGACUUAAAGCACAACUAGAGGAAAGUGAGUGGAAAGUAUGCGAACGAAAUGGAGAAUUAGCUUUACUUAAAACUCAACUUAAAGAGGCAACUAAUGAAUUGACUCUUAAGGAACAUGCGAUAGUGCAUUUAAAACACGAAAAUACCAAUGCUGAAACACAAAUUUACCAAAGUCUACAAGAAAAUCAUAAAAUGACCCAACAACACCGGCAGGAGGAACAACAAAAGGCCCAAACGCAAAAGGAAACCGAGACAGAGCUAAAACAACUUAAUAAAAUUGUCAUACUUAAAGAUCAGGUUAUUUUGGCCUUAACUAAUGAGUUGGCUAAAUUACGCAAAGAACUAUCAGAUUUGGCUAUAUUUCAUGAAUAUGGAGAAGAACCUUCGGGAAAGUAUACCAGACUAAAACAACAGUUGGAUAAUUUAACCGAUAUCUGUAAUAAAACACGCAAACAUACACAACAACGUAUUGAAAGCCAAAAAAGUGGUGAAAAACAAGAUAAUGAAAAGGUUAUCGAUGAUUGUAAUCUAGAAGUGAUAAUGAAUUGUUUAAAAAUAGCACCACCUUUAAUGGAGAGUGAUGGCAAUAUAGGCCAUUUGGAUUAUCAAGAGCGUGAAGAACUAGAAUUAAAUAAGUUAAAUGCAGAAAAACGUUUAGCCAAAAUGUCUAACGAUAUACAAAAUUUUGUCUAUGGCUCACAAAAUCUACCCGAUGUGGCCAUUAAUAUUAAGGCACUUAAUAAAUUGCCCUCUAGCAAAUUAGAAGAAAGUACUUUGGAUACAUUAAUCGAAGAAUCGGCCAGUUAUGCAGAAGAAAUAGCCAAAUUACGCAAACAGCUCGAUGAUGUUAGAGUUAAUUUUGAAUUGGAAAAACGCCAGUGGUCGGAUGAAAAGGAAAAGGUACUCAAGUAUCAGAAACAAUUACAGACUCAUUAUAUAAAUAUGUACCAAAAGUUGCGUAAUUUAGAAAAAUCCAAUGAAGUUUAAGGGGCGAGAAAAGAGAAAAACAUAAAACUCCAGCUGAUUUAAUUUAAAUAAUUUAAUAAUAUUUUAUUUUAUGUUAUUUUUAUAGUUUAAUAUGAAUUUAUUUUUCCAUUAUGUACUUUCAUUGUUAAGUUUUUUUUUUCAUAUAUAAUUAUAAAUUUUUAUUAUUUUAAUGUCUUCUUUAAAUAACAGAAAAAUAAUAAUUUAUAUUUAUUUACUUACUUUAACACGCUUGCAUCUGCAUGUCGGCAUAUUUUUGCAUAUUUUAAUCCAUUCGGAUAUGAUAAAAUAUCAAUAUAUUUAUUACAAUCAAAUAUUCAAAUGUAUUCCAAAUAUUUAUAUGUUCAGCUUUUAAGAAAAUUUAAAAAUUUUAAUGCAUUUUUAAAGUGUAUUCCCAAGAGUUUGUUGCAAUCAAUUAUUAAACGAACUCAAUUAUAAAAAUAUUAAAGUUUGAAUUAAAAAAAAAAAAC
Molecule: messenger RNA, 3497 nt
Organism: Lucilia cuprina (Australian sheep blowfly)
Lineage: Eukaryota; Metazoa; Arthropoda; Insecta; Diptera; Calliphoridae
Product: myb-like protein AA
Exons: 7
Coding region: 55-3030 (991 amino acids)
Source: RefSeq, a predicted model, not a curated record